UAGUGUGUAAUGGACGAAGACGACCCAUAUGAAUGUUUGCCCCCUACAAGUACAGCCUCGACCCACAUGCUGGCGGGGGCUGCUGCCGGCAUUAUGGAACACUGUGUCAUGUAUCCUGUCGAUUGUGUAAAGACACGGAUGCAAUCCCUUGUUCCUGAUCCAAAGGCGGAUUAUCGCAGCAUUCGUGAUGCCUUUCAUAAGAUUGUUAAAUUUGAGGGUAUGCGGAACACUGUGCGAGGGAUACAGGUUGUUGUAGGAGGGGCAGGUCCAGCACAUGCUCUUUACUUCACGUGUUAUGAAAAAACUAAGAAAGUACUGGCCAAUGGGCAAAAAGGAACUCAUUUUACUCAUGGUGUAGCAGGUGGCGUUGCCACAUUAGCACAUGAUGCUGUGAUGACACCAAUAGACGUGAUAAAACAAAGAAUGCAAGUAUAUGGAAGCCCCUACAAAUCAUGUCUUCACUGCACUGGAGAUGUUUACACAAAGGAGGGUAUUAGGGCUUUCUAUAGGAGUUACACCACACAGCUGACAAUGAAUCUUCCAUUUCAGGUAGUGCACUUCAUCGUGUACGAGAAAAUGCAAGAUAUUUUAAACCAUAAUAGGGAGUAUAACCCAGUAAGUCAUGUGAUCUCUGGAGGCCUGGCAGGGGCUACAUCAGCAGCCGUUACCAUGCCAUUAGAUGUGUGUAAGACCUUACUGAACACGCAGGAAUGUUGUGCCCGAAAACAAGUGUCGUAUAUCAAUGGUAUGGCAUCUGCAUUUAGGACAAUUUAUGAAUUUCAGGGAGUAUUGGGUUUCUUUAGAGGACUGCAGGCAAGGGUUGUCUUUCAGAUGCCUGCCACAGCAAUCUCUUGGGGAGUGUAUGAAUCAUUUAAAUAUGUACUUUCAAAGAAACAGGAUGCCGAAGACAAAUAUGGAAAUGUGAAAGGUUUAACUGUUCAAGCUGUAACAGUAAGCUCUGAAGAUCCGCUUCACAUCCCCAAACCUGCCCACAAUCCCUAGGCAAGUGCUUCAUCCUUACCUCUUUCUUAACCCAGCCCACAGAGGAUGUGCCUAGUUAGUAGUUUUAGCCCCUGACAUCUGAUCUGUGCACCAAUCUUCCGCAUGAAACAAAGAGAAUUAUGUCGUAAUAUUUUCACUAGCAAAAUUUGAAUCUCUA
Molecule: messenger RNA, 1159 nt
Organism: Ylistrum balloti
Lineage: Eukaryota; Metazoa; Mollusca; Bivalvia; Pectinida; Pectinidae
Product: mitoferrin-1-like
Exons: 4
Coding region: 10-1002 (330 amino acids)
Biological process (GO): iron import into the mitochondrion
Cellular component (GO): mitochondrial membrane
Molecular function (GO): ferrous iron transmembrane transporter activity
Source: RefSeq, a predicted model, not a curated record